Molecule: messenger RNA, 1785 nt
Organism: Spodoptera littoralis (African cotton leafworm)
Lineage: Eukaryota; Metazoa; Arthropoda; Insecta; Lepidoptera; Noctuidae
Source: the annotation of a GenBank genome assembly
AUGCGGUUGUUAGCGCUGUUAGUGUUAGCUGCAGCGGCAGUGAGCGUGUCCUGCGUGGACAUGUGGUUCAACUCCGCCGUUGUAUACCAAAUCUACCCCGCUCCUUCAUGGACAGCAACGGCGACGGCAUCGGGGACUUAACUGGUAUAAAACAAAAGCUGCCGUACUUACAAGAGCUGGGUGUGGACGCAAUCUGGUUGUCUCCUAUCUACAAGUCUCCUAUGUACGACUUUGGGUACGACAUCGCUGACUAUAAGUCCAUAGCGACUGAGUACGGCACUAUGGAUGACUUCGAUGCUCUCAUGGCCGAAGCUAAAAGACUCGGUGUCCGUGUGGUGUUGGACUACGUGCCCAACCACACAAGUAACGAGAGCGUGUGGUUCACAAACUCCAUAGACAAAAUAGGCAACUACACUGAUUACUACAUCUGGGCUGACGGCAUACCUGACGAAGCGAACGCUAGCAUUCUCCACCCGCCUAGCAACUGGAUCAGUAUAUUCCGAACAGUGCGUGGGAGUACAAUGCUAAACGAGGGCAGUACUACCUGCAUCAGUUUGUCAUGGUCAGCCAGACAUCAACUAUCGAUCACCAAUACUGCGCGAAGAUGAAGGACGUGCUUCGUUUCUGGUUGAAGAAGGGAGUGUCAGGGUUCCGUGUGGAUGCGGUCAACAUGCUGUAUGAAGUAGACCCGGCUGAUUUCGGCGGCAUUUACCCUAACGAACCUCUGUCAAAUACCACUACGGACGCUAACGACUAUGGGUACCUUCUGCAUCCAUACACGAAGGAUCUGAACGAGACGUACUAUGUAGUAUAUGACUGGAGAGAUGUUCUCAACGAGUUCGCCCAAAACGAAUCAAAGAUCAUGAUGACGGAAGCUUAUACGGACAUGGACCUGAUGAUGCGCUACUAUGGGGAAGGAUCCCGAGACGGAUCUAUACCAUUCAACUUCAUUUUCCUCGGGGAACUUAACGGACAGAGUACGGCGAAUAACAUGCAAACUGUUAUUGAGAAGUGGAUGUCCAAUAUGCCAUCUGGAAAGAUUGCUAACUGGGUGAAUGGUAACCACGACAACACACGAAUGGCUUCAAAGCACGGCGUCAAGAGAGUGGAUGCUAUGAACAUGCUGGCCCUCAUUCUACCAGGAGUCACCAUCACGUAUCAGGGCGAGGAGCUCGGAAUGACAGAUGGCAACAUCAGUUGGGUGGACACGAAGGACCCGCAGGCGUGCAACACGGAGGACCCCAUCAACUACUGGAAGAGCAGCCGCGACCCGGCGCGCACGCCCUUCCACUGGGACGCGUCCGCCAACGCGGGCUUCUCCACCGCCAACUCCACCUGGCUGCCCGUCGCCGCCAACUACGAGACUGUCAACGUCGCCGUCGAGAAGGCAGCCGCUAAGAGUCACUACAAGUUUUACAAGGAUGUCAUAGCCCUGAAACACACCCCGCGGUGGCCUCCGGCUCCUUGGGGACACAUGCACUCUCCAGUGAUGUGCUGGUCGUUACCAGAGUCCCAACGAGUACAAGUGACGCUACGGUCGUGGCAGUAUUGAACCUGGCGUCUACUUCCACCACCCUGGACCUGACCUCUGUAGCCGGAGUGCCACAGACUUUGCGCGUCGUUGCGUCAGGUGUCGACUGCGCACUCAAUAAAGAGGCACAAGUACAGAGAAAUAGUGUUACUAUAUCUGGUAACUGCGCUAUGGUACUAAGCAGCGGCGCUACAAGAUUCACUAUCCCAUUAAUGUUGUACAGCAUUGUAUUAGUAAUUCUAUACCUACAGUAA